Colletotrichum acutatum is the source of this 530-nucleotide messenger RNA. RefSeq lists its product as uncharacterized. Bases 128 to 430 code for a protein of 100 amino acids. The transcript has 2 exons. NCBI's taxonomy places the organism in Eukaryota, Fungi, Ascomycota, Sordariomycetes, Glomerellales, Glomerellaceae. The record is from RefSeq and is a predicted model, not a curated record.
CCCUGAUUUCUUGCCGUUUUUAUUUUUCUUCUUUUUUUCAAAUGCUGAAGAUCGGGCCAGCAGCACUCGUUGAUGGGGGCUAGCUCAUCGAAUUAGGGAGGGGGGAAACGUGUUUUCUUCUCUUCACAUGCGUUUUUCUUCCACCUCGAUAGGGCUCGAUUUUGGAGUUGGACAAAGAAAGAUAAAUAUUGUUAUCAUGUGCUUAUCUCUCAAUAUGGCGAGCGGUAUGCUUGUGGUAUGUGCGUGUGCUUCUCUUCGAAUUUGGGAACACAUUGUUUCCCACAGGUCUGUUCCCUCACCCAGCAAAUUCUGGCUUUGGAUCAGCUGUCUUCCCCCACUCCUGCUCUUUUUCCUUUACACUCUAGGCAGUGGGAAUACAGGCUGUGAUUUGAGACGACUAUUUUUUGAGGGGUACAUGUCAUUCGCGUGAUUGAAGGCCGCCAACGGCUAAGGUAGUCCACGUGUCGCCGAAGGAAUUUUUCUUUCAAUUCCUCCUCUACGAAAAUCUACAUGAGGUCUGGGGUCAUGAG